AUGGACAAACCGCAGGAAACCAGCAAGCCAAAGCCGGCUCCAAGCCCUCGACCCCCUCCAGGCCUUCACACAUCCAGCGGUCCACCGCCGAAUGCCCGCAAAGACGACCCCAUCUACGCCUCGUCCCAACCAUCCACUCUCCAGGGCCCAUACCAGCCCCGCACACCUGAGAAGCCCUUCUCCAUACAGUCCCGACUCCCACCGCUCUCUACCAAUGAUAAAGAUGAUGCUACCGGACCCCAGACACCUCGUACCGGUCGAGCCAACUGCUCUAUGCACGCUGGCUCCCAAUCGCAAAAUGCGACACAUACCACAGCACGCUCCUCCAAGCCUCUGACUCCUGUACAGGCACAACCAGAUGACAACACAGAAAUGGCCAACACCGGCAACCAACAAGAAGGGCACCCCAGAAGCGCCUCCUCCAAUGAGGACCUGUAUCUCGACGACAGACAGGUUGUCACAUUCGAUGAAGCCAUCGCCACCAUGCCCAUCCCAGAUGUCGGCCUUCCACCUGUAUGCCUAAGUGACCCCAACUACCUACACCACAAACAGCUCCGAGAACAGCUUCUCAACUGGGAAGUUCUCCCAGGCUACGUUGUCUUUGCCGUCUGCUUCUGCGCUACCUUAUGGACUGAUGAAGAACAGACAGUCUUUCUUCUCAAGCAGACACUCCACGACCUUGGGUUCACCGUCGCUUGUGUUGCUGCCCCGUGCGCAGAUGGUCACCGUCGCUCCGAUGGCCCAUUCCUAUACGCUAUCUACAACCUGUCCCAGCAGGACCACGACACCCUCUUGGACCGCUUCUGCUGGUCCAUGGCCCUAUGCACCUUUUUCUGCUAG
This is a messenger RNA of Phanerochaete carnosa HHB-10118-sp, 840 nucleotides long. RefSeq lists its product as uncharacterized. Bases 1 to 840 code for a protein of 279 amino acids. The transcript has 2 exons. Lineage: Eukaryota; Fungi; Basidiomycota; Agaricomycetes; Polyporales; Phanerochaetaceae. The record is from RefSeq and is a predicted model, not a curated record.